AUGACAGAGUUAACAUCUCUGGACACUCUGACCUUCUUCACGGCCCCAGUUUGGCUGCAUCACAUUCCUAAGAUCUACCUCACCCAGGCUGGGAAGAUGGCAUUGGAGGAACUAGCACUCAGAGGACAGAUGACCAGCGGACCCUUGCUGCCCUGGGAGUUCAGCCCCCUCUACUGUGGCCCUGUGGUCAUUUGGACUGGGAGGAGCUUGUGUUCUGCUCUGGUGAGCUCUGAGAGGAACCAUGCCUCCUCCUUCUCAUGGACCAGAGGAUCUGGAUCUAAGGGAUUCCCCCACAUGGCUGCCAUGGUGAUGGCGGUGACCGGAGUUCAGCUCAUUGGAGGACAGGUGAGACAGUAUCAGUCUCAUGUAUGUUCUAAGACUGACUUCUACUCCCCGGUUCUGGCUGACGAAGGGCAAACUGAUGUUUCCAUCAUGGAGGCCAGCAUGGUCGUGGGUCCAGAUGGGAUUCUGCGCACCACAGCCAGAACCUCCUGGGGGUCCAGAAACACCUCGACCUGCGAGGAGGAGUCUUUCUCCCAGGAUCAGGACUCAUUUGAGGAGGAGGAUGAGGGCUGGACCAAGGACCAGGGCCAGGACGGGGACCCCUCUGAGGAGAGGGAUGAGGGCCAGGACUGGGACCCUUCUGAGUCAUUGGUCAUUUGGACUGGGAGGAGCUUGUGUUCUGCUCUGGUGAGCUCUGAGAGGAACCAUGCCUCCUCCUUCUCAUGGACCAGAGGAUCUGGAUCUAAGAAGGUGCACGUACUGAUGUGCAGAGUGUGCAUGGUGAGGGGGGCUGACGCCAGACUGUGGUGGGCCAUGUCUGAGGAGAGAUCCAGGCUCGGCCCAAAUGGAUUCCCCCACAUGGCUGCCAUGGUGAUGGCGGUGACCGGAGUUCAGCUCAUUGGAGGACAGGUGAGACAGUAUCAGUCUCAUGUAUGUUCUAAGACUGACUUCUACUCCCCGGUUCUGGCUGACGAAGGGCAAACUGAUGUUUCCAUCAUGGAGGCCAGCAUGGUCGUGGGUCCAGAUGGGAUUCUGCGCACCACAGCCAGAACCUCCUGGGGGUCCAGAAACACCUCGACCUGCGAGGAGGAGUCUUUCUCCCAGGAUCAGGACUCAUUUGAGGAGGAGGAUGAGGGCUGGACCAAGGACCAGGGCCAGGACGGGGACCCCUCUGAGGAGAGGGAUGAGGGCUGGACCAAGGACCAGGGCCAGGACUGGGACCCCUCUGAGGAGGAGAAGGAUGAGGGCUGGACCAAGGACCAGGGCCAGGACUGGGACCCCUCUGAGGAGGAGAAGGAUGAGGGCUGGACCAAGGACCAGGGCCAGGACUGGGACCCCUCUGAGAAGGAUGAGGGCUGGACCAAGGACCAGGUCCAGGACUGGGACCCCUCUGAGAAGGAUGAGGGCUGGACCAAGGACCAGGGCCAGGACUGGGACCCCUCUGAGGAGGAGAAGGAUGAGGGCUGGACCAAGGACCAGGGCCAGGACUGGGACCCCUCUGAGAAGGAUGAGGGCUGGACCAAGGACCAGGUCCAGGACUGGGACCCCUCUGAGAAGGAUGAGGGCUGGACCAAGGACCAGGGCCAGGACUGGGACCCCUCUGAGAAGGAUGAGGGCUGGACCAAAAACCAGGGCCAGGACUUGGACCCCUCUGAGAAGGAUGAGGGCUGGACCAAGGACCAAGGCCAGGACUGGGACCCUUCUGAGUCAUUGGUCAUUUGGACUGGGAGGAGCUUGUGUUCUGCUCUGGUGAGCUCUGAGAGGAACCAUGCCUCCUCCUUCUCAUGGACCAGAGGAUCUGGAUCUAAGAAGGUGCACGUACUGAUGUGCAGAGUGUGCAUGGUGAGGGGGGCUGACGCCAGACUGUGGUGGGCCAUGUCUGAGGAGAGAUCCAGGCUCGGCCCAAAUGGAUUCCCCCACAUGGCUGCCAUGGUGAUGGCGGUGACCGGAGUUCAGCUCAUUGGAGGACAGGUGAGACAGUAUCAGUCUCAUGUAUGUUCUAAGACUGACUUCUACUCCCCGCUUCUGGCUGACGAAGGGCAAACUGAUGUUUCCAUCAUGGAGGCCAGCAUGGUCGUGGGUCCAGAUGGGAUUCUGCGCACCACAGCCAGAACCUCCUGGGGGUCCAGAAACACCUCGACCUGCGAGGAGGAGUCUUUCUCCCAGGAUCAGGACUCAUUUGAGGAGGAGGAUGAGGGCUGGACCAAGGACCAGGGCCAGGACUGGGACCCCUCUGAGGAGGAGAAGGAUGAGGGCUGGACCAAGGACCAGGGCCAGGACUGGGACCCCUCUGAGAAGGAUGAGGGCUGGACCAAGGACCAGGGCCAGGAGUCCUCCUCUGAGGAGGAGAAGGAUGAGGGCUGGACCAAGGACCAGGGCCAGGACUGGGACUCCUCUGAGGAGGAGAAGGAUGAGGGCUGGACCAAGGACCAGGGCCAGGACCGGGACUCCUCUGAGGAGGAGAAGGAUGAGGGCUGGACCAAGGACCAGGACUGGGAUCAUGAGACCGAUUUCCCUGCGAAAUGGGAAAAUGAAAUGGAAUUCCUCAAGUACUACUUGAGAGACAGAACCGUUGACCAACUGUCCUACAAGGUGGCAGCUCUCAGGCAGGCCUUCACUACGCUGUUUACUGACAGCAGAGAGUUCAUGUUGGCAGCAACUCACUGGCUUUUAGAAAGGCUGGCAACCGAAGCACAAAAGGAUGAAGAGCAGCUGUUUCAGCUAUACACCAGGCUGAGGGAGUACGCCUCAGACCACGCCCACCUAGACUCCAUCAUGCAGGAGCUGGCAGCGGAGUCGAUUCAUCACUUGAGCAUCAUAGAUGUGGUGAUUGAGCUGGUUAUGCUGCGCCUGAUCGUGUUUGGCUAUCGCCAGUCGUGUUUCAAAGGUCCAGAUUGCUUCAUGCUCCAGCUAUAUGCCCUGGUGGAAGCCUUCCUCCCCCAGGACACAGAGGGAGCCCCAGGGAAAACAUACCUGAAGAAACUGAAGAACAUUUUCUUGGACUUCCUGGACAAAAUCUUGGGUUUCCCAGAAGCCCUCUACUCCUGCCAGAACGACUUGGUGCCCAAACUAAUGCACCAUCUUGGGGCCAUGUUUUCCAAACUGCUCAGGGUGGAUGAGGACUUGACUGAGGACCAGGACCAGGACUCCUCUAAGGAGGAGGAGGACAUGACUGUGGACCAUGACUGGGACAAGGACUGGGACUGGGACCAGGGUCAAGAUGGAUGCCCAAACCCAGACCUGGACGAGGAGCAGGACUCUGAUGAUCCUGCUGGUCAUCAGCACCGUGACGCAGGAACACAGGAUGGUUAUGAUGACCGUGAAGGACUUGAGAUGGAGUCUGCUGGCUUGGAAAAGGCCGGUGGGACCCAAUCCUCUUCUUCAUCCUCCUACUCCUCCUCCAGCUCCUCCACCUCCAGGGGCUCCAUGGCUCGGGACCCCAGCCCAGUGGGAGAUCAUCUGGGGCCGCUCGGAAAGACCGACCCCCCCAUCCUCCGGAGAUGGUUCACACUGAAGAAAAAGAGGACGUCCAUCAAGGAUGAACAGACUGCGGCUGCCAAGGGCAGAAAGAGAAGCAGGAUAUUUAAGUCCAACAAAGUGUCUCCCCUCAGCUCUGAAUGUCCAGACCUUGGCAAGUCCUCCAUUGCCAGAGGAGAGGAGAAGAAGAAGAAAAAGACAAAGUCCAUCAAAGCUUUUCUCCGGGGGAUCUCGGUAGCUCUCUCCAGGGCUUUCUGAUUUGGCUGCAUGAAGGACAGUCACCAAUAGAGGGGGCCACCUGCUCACUCAACUGGCUGCAGCGACAGAGGGAGAGAACCUGUCCCACCAUUUCACACACACGGACGCGCGCACACACACACACAGACACGCACACACACACACU
This is a messenger RNA of Osmerus eperlanus (European smelt), 3883 nucleotides long. RefSeq lists its product as uncharacterized. Lineage: Eukaryota; Metazoa; Chordata; Actinopteri; Osmeriformes; Osmeridae. Gene Ontology annotation, biological process: mitochondrial fusion. The transcript has 26 exons. The coding region runs from base 1 to 3738 and encodes 1245 amino acids. The record is from RefSeq and is a predicted model, not a curated record.